Yamadazyma tenuis ATCC 10573 is the source of this 2183-nucleotide messenger RNA. RefSeq names its product methionyl-tRNA formyltransferase (gene FMT1). Gene Ontology annotation, cellular component: mitochondrion. Gene Ontology annotation, biological process: conversion of methionyl-tRNA to N-formyl-methionyl-tRNA; biosynthetic process. Gene Ontology annotation, molecular function: methionyl-tRNA formyltransferase activity. The record is from RefSeq and is a predicted model, not a curated record. Lineage: Eukaryota; Fungi; Ascomycota; Pichiomycetes; Serinales; Debaryomycetaceae.
GCGACCAUUGAAACACCCGAAUGAUUAUACGGCAAUGGUGAUAAAACCCCUCCAAAUAGCUUUCUUUGGCAGCGAUCGGUUCAGCGUGGCAGCCUUAGAUCAUGUUCUUCGCCUCAAGGCUCACACGCCGUUAAUAGAGUCCGUGCACGUGAUAACACGUCUGAUAAAACCUAAGGGCCGCAAGCUUGUCACAUACGAAGACUUACCAGUGGGACUAUUUGCCGCCCUGAAUGGCGUAUCCGUACUUCGCGCAGACUCUCCAUCCGAAAUCAACCGACUUUUGGACCAGUUUCGUUUCAAUCUUGCGGUGGCGGUGUCAUAUGGCCAGUUGAUUCCAUCACACUUCAUCAGUGCGAUGCAGUUUGGAGGAUUGAAUGUUCACCCGUCACUUUUGCCAAAGUACUCCGGGUCUUCGCCCAUUCACUAUGCCUUGAUUAAUGAUGACAAAUUUACUGGUGUCAGCGUACAAACCCUUCAUCCCACCAAAUUUGACAGAGGUGAUAUUCUUUUGCAGUCGCAGCCGGUGGAAAUACAAGACACUGAUAACUAUACAUCUUUGGAGUCGAAAUUGGGGGACAUUGGUGGAGAAGCCCUCACACAGGUGCUAAAUCAAGGUCUUUACCGCGAAACAAAACCAUUGGUGCCUCAGACAAAGUAUUCAACUGCAUUCAAAAUCAAUACUUCGAUGGCUCAGGUCAAAUGGGACCAAACAUCACGACAGAUCAGGCGCCUUGGUGAUGCGUUGGGACCCCUACACACCUACGUACGUUGUAAUCCGCUGAAGAAGUUGAACCUGAAAUCUCCCGUGUAUAAACGGGUUAUUCUUGAAGAUCUCAAAGAAAUAGACAAUGGUGUCUAUGCUGAACUAGGAGUCUUUUCGUUGGACAGAGCUACCAACACAAUCACUGCCGGUACCGGUGAUGGUGCCUUAUCAAUUGGAUCUUUGACAUUCGAGUGUUGUAAAGCAGAAGAUGCAAAUUCAUUUUACAAAAGAUUCCCAAAAAGAACCAAUAAAGCCGAUUUCCAGUUCACGGUCGUAGCAUAAGUAGUAGAAUCAUGUACAUAUAUUUCAUAUAUUUUACUAAACACUAUAACACCACUUGGCAGUGUUUAUUGUAGUCUUCAACAGCUAUACCGAUUCGAUUGUAUAAGAAAGCUCUUGAAGACUUUUCGGGAAUAGGAAUGAAUGGUCCCUCACUCUUUUUUAAUCCAAUAACGAUACCGGUAGACUCCAUCGAAAUCGAUUUGAUUUGAUCAAACGAAACGAUCCACCUGACUUUGUUGACAUUGAUCUCAUAUAGUAUGAGUUUUUUGAAAGUGACAAUAAGGGUCUUGUUUUCUCCAGGUAACACCAAGUGGGCCAAAUAGUUCUCAUGGAGGUAUACUCCUCCAUCAAUGGAUUUGAGCCAGAACUGGCCUUGGGCUUCUCUUGCUGAAUAGGGCUUGAUAACAUGAUCGUAGCCAAUUUGACGAGGCAAUCUGACUUUAUCCAACCCAUCAGCAUCAAAAACUGUAGUGGUACUCCGAAUCCCUUCACUGACAUUUGAAGCAAGAUCAAAGAUACCAAUUGCAGUUUUGGUUGGAAGUCCAACUAUUCCUUUUCCAAAUCCCUUGAAAAAUCCCAAUGCACCUUCACUAUUUGCCCCUUCGAUUGGAGCCGUUGCUAUACCGGUCACACCAGAAGAUACAGACUCGAAGAACGAAUUUGCACCCGAUGCAAAACCAUAAAGCGCAUGUUUAGGCUUGUUACGACGUUGAUUGAGACGACGACGCUCUUGGAAUCUCUCAUCCAUCGUUACCAAAGACAAGCCUUUGGCCAUCGAUCCUGUGAAUUUAGCUACCGAAUUCGAAAACCCGAAGAUGGACUUUUUCAAGAAACUCAACCCACCUUUGGCAAUACCAAUACCCAAUUCUUGUGGGCGAUCAUUGAUUAUGAAACCUUGAUAAGGUUCAUAAAAGAUGUCAAGAACACCUGAGGCCAAGUUAUUGAACAAACCAACUGGGUCACCCAAAACAUCAGCCGAUCCCAAAAUCUUGUGAAGUUGAUAUAUGAAAGACUGUCCAUAAUGAGUUUGGAUCGAUUCCAUCAAAAUUGGAAGUGGAACUCUGACAUUUUCCAUAAACAAGGCAUUCAACUUGAUAGGUGCUUCAUUCACAUUUCCAAUAGCCAUGGUGAGUACGUU